Messenger RNA from Clunio marinus, 6338 nucleotides. The record is from the annotation of a GenBank genome assembly. Lineage: Eukaryota; Metazoa; Arthropoda; Insecta; Diptera; Chironomidae.
GACACAAAGCAAGAAGAAGAAAAUGAUAAAUAUUUUCCAUUAUAGUUAAAUCAUUUAUGAAUUGUAGUCCCAAAUGGUGUCUCAUCGCAUUAAAGGAUAAACUCGCGUUGAAAAUAAGCAGAAAGUGAAAUACAUUUCUUCAGAAGCAUUCAAAUACAAAAUUCUUCAUCCUCAUAAAAAAGCACAGCUAAAGGAUUCAGCAAACAAAUGUGAAAAAAUUAUGAGCGUAAAACGAGGAAAAAGGAAAAAUUAAAUAGAGAAAUUGAAAGUGAUUUAUAUUCCGGGCAAAGAUAAAAGUGUUAUUUUUAUGGUGGUUUCAUUUCAGCACAUCAAAAAAAACCUCAGUUGAAAAUCCUUAAUUCUUAAAAGGAAUAAAAAGUGAAAAAUAAGAAGAGAAAAGCCAAACAUUUCGUGGCUUAAGGUUGGACGAGGUGUUUGUUUGUUAAUUUCAAGUGCCACUCAAAACAAAUACAGUUUUAAUCUGUUUGCUUUCUGCUCCUUCUUCUCUUAAUCCAUUUCAUAUAAUUGAAAUUUAAUAAAAAAUAAAGAAAAAAAUCUCUGAGGAUAUAAAAAGAACGAAAGCCAAAUGUAAACAACAAAAUAUAUAAAUUAUCGAUAAACAUCGUGCAAAUCAACACAGUAAAAGCUUGAAAUAUAACUCGAUAUGAAAAUUAGGCGCUCAAUUGACCAGAAACACUCAAUCACACAGCCUUGCAUCAAUUGGCAAAGUGAACAAACGAAGCUGAAACAUGAGCCAAUUAAAUGUUCGACAAGUAUUGAAAGAUGCAGACUAUUAAAUAUGCUCAAACUGUGGAAAUUUGUAGUGAUAGGUUGUGUAUUGUUAGCAUGUUUAAUUAAUGGAACCAAUGCUACAUUUGGCUGCUCUAGUAAUCCAUGUAUAUUUGGCGUUUGUAUCGACGAUUUAAAUAGCUCAUAUUCUUGUUACUGUAUUGAUGGCUACACGGGUAAGCAAUGUCAAACGAAUUGGGAUGAGUGUUGGUCGUCGCCAUGUGUAAACGGUGGAACGUGUAUUGAUGGCGUUGCAUCCUAUAACUGUACAUGUCCUGAUGGAUUUAACGGUGUAAACUGCGAAGAGAACUUGGACGAAUGUUUGUCGAAUCCAUGUCAAAAUGGCGGUACCUGUGAUGAUAGAAACAACGGAUAUGUCUGUUAUUGUCCCCUUGGAUAUGCUGGAAACCAUUGUGAAUUAGAUGUUGCUGUUUGCGAUACAGGAAGUGGAAAUAAAUGUCAUAACGGUGGAAUGUGCGUUGAGGGGCGUGGGCUCGAUUUUACUUGCGACUGUGCUCCAGGAUGGAAAGGUCGUUUCUGCAGCAUUGAAAUUGAUGAAUGUGAAAGUUCACCAUGUUUGAACGGCGGUGUUUGUAUAGACAAAAUAGCGGCAUAUGCUUGUGUUUGUGCAGUUGGUUUCACUGGUCCUAACUGCGAGGAAGACAUUCAAGUAUGCAAUGAUUCACCAUGUCACAAUAGCGCACUUUGUCUGAUGGAAGAAGGCCAGCCGGUUUGUUAUUGUGUUCCUGAUUUUCAUGGCGAGAAAUGUGAAUAUCAAUAUGACGAGUGUCAACUUGGACCAAGAUGUUCAAAUGGCGGACAAUGCAUUGAUGGAGUGGAUGAUUUUUCAUGCACAUGCAAAAAUGAUUUCAAAGGAAUGUUUUGUGAAUGUGUGCAAUUACCAAAUGGCGAUCUCGACUGCAAUUAUACAAAUCCUUUUGAAAGGAGAAUUUCUACAACGCCAAAAUUUGAAGCCAAUCCCAGUUCGAUGUUCAUAACAAGCACAUUAAUGUUUGAUUCAACUACACAAUCAAUUGAUAAUGAAAUGGAAACAUCUCAACUGCCAGCAGAUUUAACAUCUGCUUCAACAUCAACAAUCACUCAGUCAGUGCCAACGACAACAUUCGAUAUUUCAUCAUCUACAAUCAACGUUCUUGAUUUAAGUAAGUCAACUGAGCUUUUAACUUCUACUUUCUCUCAAACGCAAAGCUCAUCAACGACUGACAUAACUCAAACUGAAUCUUCAUCGACGACAUCAAACACGGAAACAUUUUCUACUGAGAGUUCGAGUCCUUCUACUGAAAUGUCUUCAACUUUGACCUCUGAAAGCUAUUCAUCAUCAUCAAUGACACCUAUUAUAACAUCGCGACCAACGAAUAAGACUACAAAACUUCGACCAUGCCCUCCAGAUAUGUUUACUCGUUCAACAUUACCUUACACGAGUUCUACCAGAUUCUAUGACAGUACAACUGAAAAAUUAAGCUCAGAUUCGUCUUCAACAUUUCUCGAUGAGACAACAAAUGUUAGUAGCUCUCAGUCUACUGAAACAACUGACAAUACACGCUCAAUUUCAACGGAAGAUUCAACACAAGUUUCGACAAGUACAAGCAUUGAAUCUACAACAAUUGAAGCUUUAAGCACAACGACGACAGAAAUUUCAACAUCAACAGAUUCAUCAACAACUUCAAGUUCAGAAAGCUCUACAGAAUCAAGUACAGAAUCUAUGACAACAAUGGCAAUGUCGACAACUCCUUGGACGACUUCAACAAUUGCUUUAACCACAUCGACUCAAGAAGAUACUACAACAAAAAAACCAGAAGAAAACUUAAGUCCGAAAUGUGUUUGUCUUUAUGAUCGUCAAGAUCCAAAUUGUAAAUCUUUGAUCAGAAUUAAAAAUGCUGCAUUUUCUGGAGAUUCUUAUCUGAGUCAUCUUAUUUAUUCAAAUGAAAAAGAUUUUGACACUCAACCACUUGAAAGUAUUUUGCCGAUAAACAUUGAACUAAAAGCACGCACUCGUGCUACUGAUGGAUUAAUUUUAUUGGCAAUUGCUGAAGGAUCUCAUGGUGGUCACUACACAGCUUUAUUCCUUCACAAUGGGCUGCUUCAAUUUCAAUUUUCUUGUGGCCUUCAAACGAUGUUGUUGAGUGAACUUGAAGCGCCUAUUAACACAGGUCACGAGUUCACAAUUCAAGUCGCACUCGAUUUCAGUCGCAACCACUCACAUUGUAAUGCAUCACUGAGAAUCAACGAUACGCUUGCAAUGAGUGGUGAUCAACCAACGUGGCUUGGCGUCAAGACAUUGGGAAAGAGUAAAACGAUAAAUUCAGUUUGGCUUCAUCUUGGUGGGUCACCACAAACACCAGUCGUUCUAAUGAGUGAACUGCCUGGUGGUCAAGGAUUCACAGGAUGUUUGUAUAGCUUGAAAUUCAAUGAUAAAUAUAAAGAAAUCUUUAGGGAUGCUUACGAUGGCUUUGGAAUAACAGAAUGCGGUUCAUUAGCUUGUUUAUCGAAUCCUUGCCGAAAUGGUGGAACAUGUGAAGAGAAGCUUUAUGAUCAUCAUGACAUGGAAAAUGACAUCAGCGAUGGAAGUUAUAAUGUCAAUGAAGUUAUGGAAAAUCGAUGGAAAUGUAAAUGCCCGACUGGAUAUUUAGGAAUUGCUUGUGAACGAUCAGUUUGUGACAACAAUCCCUGUAAUUAUGGUGGAACUUGUGUUGAAUUUCCAGGCAGUGGAUAUCUUUGCUUAUGUCCACUUGGUAAACAUGGACAUUACUGUGAACAUAAUCUCGAAAUCGAUCAACCUUCUUUCUCGGGAAGUGUUAAUGGACUUUCAUCAUUCAUUUCAUAUCCAGUGCCAAUCCCACUUGAAUCAACUUUAGACUUAAGCUUUAAAAUUACGCCAUCAACGUCAUCUCAAAUUUCACUUUUGGCAUUUUUAGGCCAAAAUGGUGUACAUGAUGAAAAGAGUGAUCAUUUAGCAGUGAGCUUUAUCCAAGGUUACAUCAUGUUAACAUGGAAUCUUGGCAGUGGACCGAGAAGAAUUUUCACUCAAAAACCACUUGCGUUUCAUGACGGUGAAGAUGAAGUGAUUUCGUAUCAUAUUCAAGUUAUUAGAGAAGGUCGUAAAGCUUCACUUUACAUCGAUGGAAAGUUGAAUGUUACUGGAAACUCUCCAGGUGAUGUGACAAGAUUAGAUGUUGUACCGACACUUUUCAUUGGUGGACAUUCGUUGACAAACUUUUCAACUAUGCCACAUGAUCUCCCAUUGCAUACUGGAUUUCAGGGAUGCAUUUACGAUUUGCAACUUAAAAGUGGAUCACUCGUCGUUCCAUUACAUGAAACAAAAGGAAUCAUUGGAAGAAGUGUUGGUCAAUGUGGAACAAGAGAAUGUCAUCGUCAUGCGUGUCAUAAUGGAGCUUGUUUGCAACAUGGCGCAACUUAUACUUGCAUCUGCCCCGAUGGUUGGUUUGGCACACUUUGUUCACAAAAAACAAAUCCAUGUGACGUCGAGAACAGCAAAUGUGAUCUCGAUUCAACAUGCGUUCCUCUAAUUAACAGUUAUGAGUGUGAUUGUCCAAUUGGAAAAAUUGGGAAAUACUGUGACAUUGCAAUGAAAUAUUUGAGUGAUGUGUCAUUAAGCGGAAAACGUUCGUACUUUGCGUUAAAUUGGCCUAACAAGACUCGCUCAAGCGCUUUUUCAAAAGAUCGCUACAGACAGCAAUUGCGGAUAUUACCCGAUGUCGACAUUUUCUCUUAUGACUCAUCGUCGAAAUUAAUGGCUAGGAACAUGAUCGAGCAUCAGAGGAGGGCACAGUUAUUCUCAAUGGAAUUUCAACUGCGUCCGUUAAGCGAGAGUGGCUUGUUGAUGUUCAUUGGCAAUUUCAAUGAGAAAGACGAAGGUUUCAUAAGUUUAUCAAUUAAUGGUGGGGUUGUAGAGUUUCGAAUUGCCGGACAUGAAGGUUUAUUGUCUGUGGUUAGAAGCAAUAGAAUCUUAGCGAUCGGAGAGUGGCACAAGAUUCGACUUUCACAGAAUGGUCGACGAUUAAAUCUUUGGAUUGAAGGCAGCUCAUCAUCGAAUCUUCUUCAACCAAAUUCAGUUUACUAUCACAACUACAACGCAAUGAUUUACAUUGGAGGCUUACCAGACCUGUCACAACUUCCGGUGAACUCAGUUUCCGGUUUUCCAAUUCCAUUCAAAGGCUGCGUACGUCAGUUUUAUCUCAACGGUCAUCGUUAUGUGUUAAAUGAACAAACAAUUGUUGAAUCAAGAAACAUCAAUGAUUGCGAUGGCACAGCAUGUGGUGGAGAUUCUUGUGACUUAGGUGGACAUUGUUACUUAGAUGACAAGUCAAAUCCACAUUGCAAAUGUCCUGCAACAUCAAAAGGGAUUCAUUGUGAGACUCCGGAAUCUUGUAAAAUCAUAAAAUGUAAGAAUGAAGGGAGAUGUAUGCCCAAUGGCGAAUGUAGUUGUCCGAAUGGAUGGGGCGGAUACUUUUGUGAAAUUGCCACGAACCGUUUCUCUAUUCCAAGCUUCAAUGGCAAAAGUUACAUGAUUAUACCGAGUCAGCGAUACACGCACAAAGAUAAACGAAAUGGACUUUCACCACGAAUAACAACGAAGUUUCUUCAAAUUUCAAUGAACUUUUCGACUAUUAGUAGUGAUGGGAUGCUUUUAUGGGGUGAUAAAAACGGAGAAUAUUUGGGAAUUGGUCUUGAAAACGGUUUUCUUAAGAUCACGUGCAAUAUCAUGAAUUUCAAAGAUAAUGUUAUCGAAAUACAAACGGGAUCGUAUUUGACUGAUGGUGGAUGGCACAAUAUUCGUCUUGAGAUUGAUGAGAAUGGUCAAAUGAUGAUUUUGAUUGAUCAUAAACUUGUUUACAAUGAAGAACACAAAGCAGAAAAAUUAGGGAAUAUUGAUCAACUUGGAGAAUCAUUUUACAUUGGAGGUUUUCCUUUGGGAGUUUCAAUCUUCAAUCGAACAUUCAACCAUUUUUAUAAGCCUUUUGCUGGUUGUCUUCAAGACAUUCAAAUAUUAAACUUCAACAGUCAAGGUCUUCAGCAAACGCAAUUUUCAGCAUUAACUCUUCAAGAUUUCUCGAAAUUUAAAGGUGAAAACAUCGGCGAAUGCGACCUGAGUGAUGAAUUUGUACAUACUUUCAAUAAUGUUUAAGAACAUAGACUGUAAAAAUAAUCAUUUUUCUAAUAUCGUAAUAUCGGGAACAUUUGUAAAUUUAAUGAUUGUAAAAUUUACAAAACCAAAAGUUUUAAUUUAAAAUUUAUUCCUGAAAGUUUACACCAUCAAGUUUCACAUUUCAAGUUGAAGAAUUCUUUUGUGAGAACAAAGAAAACUUGCUUCUUAUCUUGCAGAUGAAACCCACAAUGUGAUAUGAUUUAUGAAUAAUCCGACUCACUAGUCAAUUUUUGUUUGUUUUUCUUCUUUGAAAAGUACAAUUACAAGUAAUAUUUAAGUUUUCCUUGUAGAUUCUAAAGUAAAUUGGUAAAUCAUAGUCAAUAAAAACUUCCAAAUAGGAAAAGUUCAAUUUUACAAAUGA